Molecule: messenger RNA, 1326 nt
Organism: Pestalotiopsis fici W106-1
Lineage: Eukaryota; Fungi; Ascomycota; Sordariomycetes; Amphisphaeriales; Sporocadaceae
Exons: 1
Coding region: 1-1326 (441 amino acids)
Biological process (GO): transmembrane transport
Cellular component (GO): fungal-type vacuole membrane
Molecular function (GO): transmembrane transporter activity
Source: RefSeq, a predicted model, not a curated record
AUGCAAGAAAAUCAAGUACCGUCGACUUCACCACCAGCCCGUGACGAUUGCCUCGUAGAAGAUGGGGGAACUUCACCUGGAGUCUCCACAGAAAAAGAUGGAUAUGCAAUAAGUCACCAAUCUGGAGAACCUCCCGAUGGCGGUUGUAUUGCUUGGACUCAGGUUUUGCUAAUGCACAUUGUCUUCUUCAACACCUGGGGGGUUGCGAAUGGCUAUGGCAUCUUCCAAUACUAUUACACAAUCGUUUUGGGGCAAUCAGAAUCUACAGUCUCCUGGGUGGGAAGUUGUCAGGUUUUCUUUUUGUUUUCAAUUGGCGCCAUCACCGGUCGACUAUCAGAUGCCGGCCACUUCAAGCCCGUCUUUGCCAUUGGCGUAUUCCUACAACUUCUAGGGAUAUUCAUGACCUCGCUGGCGACCAAGUUCUGGCACAUUGUUCUCGGUCAGGCUGUAUGCUUGGGAAUCGGUAACGGUUUCACAUUCGUUCCGGCAUUAUCAAUCACUUCCCAAUACUUCAAAAGAAACCGGACCGUUGCUGUUGGCUUGUCAGCCUCUGGUGCCGCGGUCGGUGGACUCGUAUACCCGGUCAUGAUAAACCAGCUCUUAUUUUAUGACAAUUUCGGUUUCCCCUGGACAUUGAGAGCAAUGGGAUUCAUCAUGCUAGUAACAUAUCUGCCCUGCCUGGUCUUAUUCAAGCCCAGACUUCCCCCACGGAAGACUGGAUCCUGGAUCGACACGUCUGCGUUCAAAGAGGCACCUUUCAUGUUCUUUGUCGCUAGCAAGUUUUUGAACUUUUGGGGCCUCUACUUUGCCUUCUUCUUCUUGGGCACAUUCGCUCGAAAUCAAAUCGGCAUUGCCAAGCCAAUCAAUCUGCUUCUAGUGCUCAACGGAGUCGGUAUAAUUGGCCGCAUAAUGCCAGGCCUAAUUGCCGAUCGAUGCACGGGCUUGUUCAACCUCAUCAUACCGCUUAGUCUCUCAGCUGGCAUUCUCGUAUACUCCUGGGCGGCGAUCCACACAGAGGCUGGGCUGUAUGCCUUCGCCGUCAUCUAUGGUUUUGUCGCAGCGGCCUUGCAAGCCCUGUUUCCUGCGGGAGCCACCACAAUGACUCCAGAUCCAAGCAAAACAGGUGUUCGAACCGGCAUGGUCAUGAGCAUUGUCAGUCUAGCCAAUCUCACCGGACCUGCAAUCUGCGGAGCUUUGAUUCAACGCGGUGGUGGGAGUUAUUUAGGUGCACAAAUAUUUGCUGGAUCGUCGAUUGUCGCGGGCAUGAUAAUGGCAGUGGCUGCGAGGAUUGCUAAAAGUGGCUGGACAUUCAAGGCAAAGGUAUAA